Panicum hallii is the source of this 955-nucleotide messenger RNA. Its product is annotated as cysteine-rich and transmembrane domain-containing protein WIH2-like. The coding region runs from base 326 to 637 and encodes 103 amino acids. The record is from RefSeq and is a predicted model, not a curated record. Gene Ontology annotation, cellular component: plasma membrane. The transcript is spliced from 3 exons. NCBI's taxonomy places the organism in Eukaryota, Viridiplantae, Streptophyta, Magnoliopsida, Poales, Poaceae.
GUGCUGUAGCCCGGAGUGCGGACUCGAGCGUGUCCAUCUGGCAAGCCCUAACGGCACACUCGCCAGUCGCCAUUUCGUCGUCGUCGGCCAAACGGCUACAUGGCAGCGAAGCCAACCCCACCCCCACGCGGUUCGAGUUCCGACCCGCUCCUGGCCCCACCGGCCGCUGCAGUGGCAGCUCUUCGCCUCUCUUCCCUCUUGCCAAUUAAAUCGCCGCCUCUCCCGGCCUGCCUGCCUCGUGUAUCUACCUAUCUAUCUAUAUAACUAACCGCCUCCCCGCCCGCCCUCAGAACCACCCACCCACCCAAACCCCUCCGCCGCCGCGAUGAGCUACUACGGCCAGCAGCAGCCGCCCGUCGGCGUGCCUCCCCCGCAAGGGUACCCCGGGAAGGACGCGUACCCGCCGGCGGGCUACCCGCCCGCGGGCUACCCCCCGCCGGCGCAGGGCUACCCACCGCAGGGCUACCCGCCCGCGGGGUACCCUCCGCAGCAGGGGUACCCGCAGCAGGGCUACCCGCCGCCGUACGCGCAGCCGCCGCCGCAGCAGCGCCCGCAGCAGAGCAGCGGAGGGCCCUCCUUCAUGGAGGGAUGCUUGGCCGCCCUUUGCUGCUGCUGCCUGUUGGAAGCCUGCUUCUGAGUUCUGCGGAUAACUUGAGAUAAUCGGGAUUGGGGAUUGGGUUGUGAAGCUGCUUCCUGGCAACGAAUAGUACAGCAGCUCUUAUGCAUAUCACAUCUCUCCGUCCUCUUAUCGAUCUGUUUCUCCGUUGAGAUGAUUGGGUGUACUUAGUGGUAUCAUGAAGUUUAUGUCACCAGUGGAAUCCUUGGUCCAGCUAGCAUUGUGAAAUAUUUUCCUCUCUGUAGCCAUUGCGUUUUGGUCCGCGGCAUUGUCUUCUUGCGCGUGGGAUGUCUAUAAUCUUUUUAUUCUUUUUCAUCACUCUAAAUUAUGCUCGUCUCU